This is a messenger RNA of Effrenium voratum, 163 nucleotides long. NCBI's taxonomy places the organism in Eukaryota, Dinophyceae, Suessiales, Symbiodiniaceae. The record is from the annotation of a GenBank genome assembly.
GUGGCGGUCAAUGCCAUCGGCGCCUCCGACGCGGCCCUGGCGCGCCUGGCCCACGUCGCCGCCGCUUCCGGCGGAGGCGGCGGGAAGCAGCGGGCGCUGCUGGUGGCGCCGGGGGAGGGGCGGUGGACGCGUUGGGUGCCGCGCCCGGGGGUGGUGGUCAUGG